Molecule: messenger RNA, 1626 nt
Organism: Coturnix japonica (Japanese quail)
Lineage: Eukaryota; Metazoa; Chordata; Aves; Galliformes; Phasianidae
Source: RefSeq, a predicted model, not a curated record
AACCCUGGCAUAUACUGAUCAGCAUGAUUUUCUCCGGACAUCCUGAUGAAGACACAGCUGUACGAAUCCCUUGCUACAGCCUUGGAGCCUGCUACUGCUUCAUCCUGCUGCUCAUGCAGCUGCUCUUUCCACCUGCUGCUGUGCCUGCGGGGUGGCACCAGCAGCGGAGCCGACCUGGAGAAGCGUGAGGCUGUUGAUGGGAGAAGAGAGCCAGCGAGUGGGAGCAGACAGAGCCGAAGCCUCAGGACACAGCAGUGCCCAGCAGAAUGAGUGUGCUCAGCACUGCCCUUGAGCUGUUUGCCCUGACACCCAGUCCCUGUGCUGGAGAAAACCCAGACAACCCCAAACCCCUGUCCCUGCCUGCAGUGUGCAAACCAGUUCCCCACUCGCAUUCCCUCACCACUAAGUAACCGCUCCUUUGGGCAAAUAAACAUCCCUUUCCUCCCAUCAAACUGUCUCCCAGGUGCCUGAUGUGAGGCUGCAGCAUCACCUGAAACAGUCCCAGCAGCAAAGAAAGAGGGCAAAACCUGGCUCUUCACAUCGAAAUCCCGCAGGAUGCGGUCAAUGGCACCGUGGGGCAGUCCGUGCUCCUGCCCGUCUCAUACAGAGUCGACAGCUCCCUUCCCUUCCACUGGCAUUGAGUGGAAGUUUGGGAACAGCUCACAAGAGAUCAUCAUCUGCUCGGUGCUGAACUGCUCCCUGGAUGCUUGGGGAGCUCCCAGGAAAUGCUCUGCACGAUAUUUCCCUCAUGCCACGUAUCGGGGCCGCAUUGAGGUCUUCCCAGAGAAUGCAUCCCUGCUGCUGCGGGACCUGCGGCUCAGUGACAGCGGGGUGUACAGCAUUGUCUUCAAACAGCAAAACCAAAGCAGGCAGAUCACCCUGGCCGUAUACAAUCAGCAUGAUUUCUCCGGACAUCCUCAUGAAGGCACCAAGGACCAAGACAACCCUCAUUACUACACAAUUGGAGUUUGCUCCAUUAUCGGCCUCUUUCUGCUGCUCCUGGUCCUCUGCAUAUUGUGGCGAGUGUGGAAGAAGAGGAGAACCAUUACACAGCAGCAGGCCUCAAACACAGAGGAUUCCCACGUGGAAAACCCUGUGGUAAGGGACAUGGCAACAAUUUACGCCACAGUUGGAGAAGAUUUGGAAGAGACAAAGCCAAGAGCAUCACCAGAGACUCUCUACGCAUCCAUAAACCUCCCUCAACUGCCUUCUGCUUCGGCUCCAAGCUUUGCAGGAGACAGAUGUGCCGCAAAGCCAAGGUGAUGCUGUUAACAGUUGUGGUCAGACCUUUGGUGAGGCCACUCCUGCCCAUGGAGUGUUUAAGUGCUUGGAGCAAGAGAUUAUGGGAACGCAUUAGUUUGCCUCAAACUGCAAUUUCUCUGGAAUUUGAGGGUUGAUCUGCUUUUAGUUUCAUGUUGAGACUUCCAGAGAGCACAGAGACACCAAACGCAAGAGAAAGAUGCCUAAAGCAAAGGCAAAGCAACAGUUCACCCAUGAUAAGCUUGCUUCCAGAGAAUGCCUUAAUUUGAGGGGUAAUGGAGGACAUUGGAAGGAUUUCAGUCUUGCAUCACAGGGUCCCUUAGCAAUUGCCUUGUUAUAUUAAAAGAGUGUAUGAAGAACUUUGGA